UUCUGGCAUACUUCAUAGCCUUGUCUUGUGCUUAGACUGUCUAAAAUAGCAACAGGAAUACAUGCAACCUAAGGCACAGCGGGGUUACCAGAAUAAUUGCUUCUUCGUUUACCGGGUUCUGAGUGUGGGAUAAUUUUAUAAAGUUGGAGAAAUGCUCAGUGUAAUGUACUUUCUUCGGAGUUUCUUCAAGACCCCACAGCCAAAUGAGGAUUCUAGCAAUAAACCAGAAUUUCAGGAUGACAUCUUUGGAGUACAGUGCCCAUCGGAACUAAGUUCAUUUAGUCAGGAACAAGACGAAGAUUAUUUUGAGGCUCGGUCGUACUUCAGUGAAAGUCCAUCUGAAUUAAAGAGUGAAGUUUUUGAAAGUGUUUCAGACUUUGAGUCCAUUUCUAGUGACACAACAGAUUGCACUUGUUUGGAAAAAGAGGACUUGACAAGUACACACACUGAAAAUAAGACCAAUAUACAUUCCUCUGACACAAGAGAAGGAGACUGUCCUUAUCAGGAUCAGGGAGAUAACUCUUCUUGUUUACACCUUACGCACUUCUUGAUAACACCUCAAUCAAAUUCAACAUCUGAAAUAGUAGCACUAGACUCUUCGGAGGCCGAACAGGAAUUCACUGUACUAAAACCAUUACCCAACUCCGAAGCAAGGAACAAAACUGCUGAUGAUGAAGUAACAGUCAAUGGAUUGCAAAGUAAAGUGAAAGUUUGUGAAGAGAGAAUAAUUUGCAGGCUUGGUUCAAAUUUACCAGGAAAAUUGAAGACUGCUAGGUUAAAAGAAACAGGUGCUGUAUCAAAAUCUGAUGACUGCCAAAUUUGUACACAGCCUGAGAUCCAAACUGUAAGACGUGGAACUGAAUCUCUACCUGAUAUUCUGGUCACAAUAAGUGACCAUGAAAGUGCAGUUUCAGAGAGCACGUCCUGCAGUAAUAUAGAUCCUACAAAUAAAGGGGAGAUAAGUAUAACAAACUCUCUUUCUAACGAGAAUCUCUUGGUGAACACACCUGAAGGGCAUAAAUAUGGAUGUUUAGCGACUCCAAACGCUGGUGCAAUAAAACAAGGAGAUACGUAUAGCUCAGCAAAUGGAGUAAUUGACCAUAUUUCACAGUCCAGUUGUGAGGAAAACACUUUAUUAGCAGCCAACAUAAACUCAAUCUAUAAAGCGAGCAUUUCUUUAGAUGCUGAAGGGGAAGAACUAAAAUCAUGUUGUAGCAUUACAUCAAAAUCAUAUAGAGAUACCCCCAGGGAAAAGGCACUGUUAAUUGUAGCUGAUUCUGUGAAAACAACAUACAGCAGAAAUUGCUCGGAACACAGACAAACAAAUUCCACCAAAGCCGAGCAUGAUAAGCCGAUACAAACAGACGUACAGUGUGACAUUAACAAUAUAGAGACACCUGCAGGAUUGGAAGUGUUACCCACACAAAAUCAUAGUGCAUCAGGCGAUUUAACCGUCAAGCCUCUUAUUAUAAUAUCCAUUGAACGUACUGAUGCUCAGGCUACACUGAAUAAGAUUGAAUGUUUUGACCCAACAGGAGAACAAAUAGCUACUGCCGGGGGACAAAGUAAUAACACCAGUAACUUCACCCAGGAAUGUUCCAGUGAGGUCUCCAAUGGAGAAUUAGCCAACAAUAUUACAGAUUGCAAGCAGGAGACAACCGCUCAGUACAACAAUACAGAAGAAGAUAUUUCUACUGAUGUACAUAUAGCUAUGAGAACGAUUCUUUCCACUUCAUUUGACAAUAGUCAAGAUAACAUGACUCUUCAGGCAAGCCCAGAAAUGCAAAGAACAAACAUCCAAGGCUCAUUAGACAGAACUUGUUCAUCAGAUAGUUAUGGAGAUGACAUAAAAUAUAAUAUAUUAUAUACAAAUAUUGUUUGUGAAAAAGUAACCACAGACUCAGAUAGUGGUUCAGAUGAAUACGACUUCCGUUUUACGGAAUUCCCAACUACUGAACUAGAUUUAGAUAGUGAUACCUUUGAAGAACAAAAUAUAAACAAUUCCGAGCCUCAAGAUAUCAAUAUUUAUGACAGUACGGAAACUAGUAUCGGAGAGUCACAGCUGAAAGGUCAUAAUGAUGGUAUAUUCAUGGCAUACUAUCAGGAAGAAAUGAAAACUGUGUGUGAUUCUUCCAACUCUAAAUACGUGGACAUUGUAGAGCCAGGAAUGACCAGUGAAAGUGAAUGUUCUAGGUUAGAUAGUACAAGCAAUCAAGAAAUUGAGGACAAAGAUGUAAAUUUGAAUAACUGUGAAUUUGACACGGCUGCUCAAAACAAAAUACCUGAAACAAGUGAUGAACCUUCAGCUGUUCCUUCCUUCUCUGAAAUACCAGUAGUAAACGUUACAUCAGUGGAAGGAGAUAAUAAAGAGGAAGAAAAUGAUAUGGUUAAUGAGGCAGAUGUUAAAAAUAAUGCACAGUGCAAGAGUUUACAACCUUGUAAAAUUGCUAUAAAAAGUGGUGGACGUUUAGCAAUUGUGUGCAAAGAUGAACAGGCUUCAGAUAUUUCUGAUGAUGAUUUGUUUGGUAACAGCUUUUUAUAUAACAGGAGUAUGAGAAAAGCAUCGGGACCAGGCAGAAUAGAUUUGGAUAAUUUUGCCAGAUUCAGAAACAGUGUUUCAAAUGUAAGUAUGCCUAACCCAACAGAAAUGUCACAGGAUGUCAAUUCAAACAAGCCACAAAUCGACACUCAGGACCAAAAAAUGACUAAGAAUGCAGAAAGCAAAAGAUUGAAAGAACGGUUGUCGUGGGCUCACAAAUCCUUUUCAAGUUUCUUCGAUUUUAAAAAUUUGGAGAAAGAAAAUGAAAAUCAGAGUUGUGACAAUCUUUCUAAAGAAGAAAAGAAAAAAGCUAGACCACAACAAGCAUCAUGGAGAGCUCUUCGGAAAUCCAAAGACAAAGAUUUAAUUAAAAGGCGAAGUAUGUUGAGUUUAUCAACAAACAUUAUAAACCCAAGCAAAUUAAAGAGACCAUCCAAGGAUAAGUUGGAACAUUCCAAUGGAAAUGUGUCACCAAUUCUAGAUACACCAACCAGUGUAUCUCCAGGAACGAAUACCAACUCAGAAUCGAGUGAGGACAACUCUUCAGAGUUAAAUUCAGAAAAUCACACACGUAAAGAAUUAGAUAUUCAUUGUUCAUCUAAGAUCGGUGCUAGUUUAGACUCCUUUUGUGAGGAAUCAGAUAUUUCAACUAUAAUUACAUCAAAUGAAACACAGUCAUCGUAUAAACAGCAGCCCAUGUUACCCCAUUCUCAAUCAUUUUCAAAUUAUGAUAUACAUUCCAUGCCUUGUCGCCCAAUGAGUCCGAAACCCCAGAGCCAAUGGCCCAGCUUUCAACGAAGAAGUUUACGCAAUUCCAGGAUGAGUGCCACCUCGAUGACUUCUUUGGGAAACUGUUCUACAAUAGAAGGUUGUCUAGAUUCACCAGACAUUUCAAUGAUAUUGAAACCUUGGUUGGUACAUUGUUUGGAUAAUGAGUCUCAGAAGGAUGAUAGUGGCAUCAGCAGCCAAUCACAAGCCAGCUUACACACUGCUUCCUCAACUAGUGACAUACUAAGAGAUGAUGAAAAUAGACAACAAAAUCAAACAACACCAACAAAGAUUCCAAGGGAGAAAAUUGCCCUGCUUCUCAAGAGGAAAUCCUCUGACUUAUUGGCUUCUGCUAACAAUUGCGGUGACAAUAAAAACUUGACAUUACCACUUAUGACUUCAAUUGGAAACCCGAAGGACUCAGAGCAAAAAACAGUGAAAACGUUGUUCAGGAGCUUCAGCUGUGAUGCCCUAUGGGUAAAUGAAAGGAGUCGAAAAUGGACACUAGAGAAAGCAGACAAGACAACACAAGCACAGAUCCUCAUGGCAAACCAGUUAACAGCUAGAAUAAGAAUGUCUGCUGCGCCUCCUGAGAUAUUUCGCAUGCUUCCCAUGAAGAUACACUCUUUCUCCCAGAGCACCCCAACACGGCUUGAUCUUGUUGGCUGCGUGAGACGUGUUACAUACCCAGUGAUCGCUGAUGGGACACUUGACAGACCCACCCUUAUUGAUGACCUGGGAAGUGAUGAAGAUUUCUAUGAGGACUUGCAUGUAUCUAGUCACCGGUAUGGCGGAGGCGGAGAACAGCUGGCAAUAAAUGAGCUGAUAAGUGAUGGAAAUGUGGUGUAUGCAGAAGCCCUAUGGGAUCAUGUCACUAUGGAUGACCAAGAACUGGGUUUCAAGGUCGGAAGUGUCAUCGAAGUGAUGGACGCCACCAAUAAAGAAUGGUGGUGGGGGAGGAUCCUUGACUGUGAGGGAUGGUUUCCUGCCAGUUUUGUGAGACUUCGUGUCAACCAGGAUGAACCAAUGGAAGAAUACAUCCCAAAAGCUGGAGAGAAGGAUAAGGACACCCGAAAUGCUACCAGACGCCAUGGCUGUGGACAAACAAACAAAGACCAAAUGAGGACCAAUGUUAUCAAUGAGAUCUUAAAUACAGAAAAGGAUUAUAUCAAACAUUUGAAGGAUAUAUGUGAGGGUUACAUAAAGCAAUGCCGCAAACGGGCCGACAUGUUCACAGAGGAUCAGCUGUGGACAAUAUUUGGGAACAUUGAGGAUAUCUACAAAUUUCAGAAAAAAUUCCUGAAAACUCUAGAGAAACGAAUCAACAAAGAUGCCCCACAUUUGAGUGAGAUCGGUGCUUGUUUUUUGGAAUAUAAAACAGACUUUCAGGUGUAUUCCGAAUACUGCAACAACCAUCCUAACGCCUGCACAGAACUCUCCAAGCUCUCAAAGGUCAAAAAGUACGGGUAUUUUUUUGAGACCUGCCGUCUCGUCCAGAAAAUGAUUGACAUCUCCUUGGAUGGAUUUUUAUUGACACCAGUACAGAAGAUCUGCAAAUAUCCACUCCAACUAGCUGAACUUCUGAAAUAUACGAAUCCCCAGCACAGGGACUUUGCAGAUGUCGAAGCAGCAUUGGAUGCUAUGAAAAAUGUUGCCAAACUGAUCAAUGAACGGAAGAGGAGGCUUGAAAAUAUUGACAAGAUAGCUCACUGGCAAAGCACUAUCGAAGGCUGGGAGGGUGAAGAUAUUCUUACAAGCAGUUCAGAACUCAUACACUCUGGAGAAUUGACCAAGAUUUCACAUCUUCAAUCAAAGGGUCAGCAACGGAUAUUUUUCCUUUUUGAUCAUCAAAUUAUCUACUGCAAAAAGGAUCUCCUUCGAAGAGAUAUUUUAUAUUACAAAGGCCAGAUUAACAUGGAUGACAUGGAUGUUAUUAACAUAGAGGACGGUAAAGAUAAAGACUUUAACAUCAGUGUGAAAAACGCAUUCAAACUGCAAAGCAAAGUCUCUGAUGAAGUGCAUCUCUUCCUUGCAAAAAAACCUGAGCAGAAACAGCGCUGGCUGCAGGCCUUUGAUGAAGAAAGGAAGCAGGUGCUUCUAGAUAAGGAAACAGGUUUUAGCAUUAGUGAAAUACAAAAGAAACAAGCAAUGGUCAACGCCAACAAGCCCCAUCCAGCAGGAAAGCCAAAAGCGGUUAAUAGGACCUACUAUGAUUUCUGGAUGAGACAGAAACACCCCACGUUGCCUGCCAACCUCCCACAGCAGCAAGUCUUCAUGCUUGCUGAGCCCAAACGCAAGCCAUCCAACUUCUGGCAGAACAUAAGCCGACUGACGCCGUUCCGAAAAUAAAGGACUGCUUUGUGUUUUGCCCUUGCAUCAUGUACAAAGAAAGCACUUUACCCACAGUUGAUGAAAUGCAGUGCCUGGAACCCCUGCUUUUUUUUUUUUCUUGCAGGGCGAGGCGCUGGCUGGUACAUUACUUGAUAUUUAUUUUUUAGGAAAGAGUUGGACGUUUUUAACAUACUUGUUGCUGCCUUUGCUGUAGUCAAGCGACCGAUCUGCAAAAAUGUCAUACGUAUUUUUGUUCUCCCUGAGGAAGGGUUUGGCCAAGCUGCUACACCUGCUCCCCAUCCGGCUCUUGUUAUAUUGCUAAACAACACUUGGCCUGUCUCUGAGGAUGAUGGGAAAUCUAGUCCAACAAAAUGCUGGACUUGCCAGGUUGCCAAGCCCUGCCCAAUUGUAAUGUACUGUAUUUUCUUUCCAGUUUGUUUACCAGUAGAGUAUUCUAUCAAUUCAUGUUGAAAACGACUUGCUGUAGCCAACACUGAGCAUGAUAAGAAAUGGUACAUCAGUUAACAUGAUACUAACAACUUAACAGACCCUGAGGAACAAGGCACGUUUUUUGCCAUCUCAAUGUGAUUAGUAAAUGUACUAACCCUUGACGUGAGCUCAGCUUUUAUUGUACACAGAUUUAUAUUAAGCUCGUUUACAGGCUUUGUGAGUCCCCUGGUACAAACAGAGGUCGGCAAUCAGUACCAGGUAUUCCAAAAAGAAAGCUUGCGACAAUGAGCCCCGAUAUGUUUAUGUGAUGAGUUUACGAAAACCUAUGAUUCACACCAGGGAUAGUCUGCUAUUACCAGCUUUCAUUGAAUUACAGCUUAUAUAGACCAGAAACAGACUGCCUUUAUAGCACGAAUAGAAAAGAAGAGUUUGUAGUUCUAUAAGAGCAGGUUAUCCAGAACACAUACCUGAUUUAUGCAGUACUAUCUGAAGACUGAUCGACUUUCACCAAAACUCUGUUUAAAACGUGUUGUGUCACUGACUGGAGUAUUUUCUUACAUUUUAUUUCCUUUCGAAAAACCUAUUGCGAACCAAUACCAUGAAAUGGUGCCAAUCAACAUCACACUCUUUUCUUAAAUUAGGCUUUGUUUCAUAAGUGUAUUUAAAAAGAAAAAAACACAAAAUAUAAAACAAUGUGCCUAAAGUAACUUUUUCUGCUGCUAAAGGUGCUCGUUGCACCCUACAGCUCCCAGUGAGAACUCGAUUUGAACUUUUUUGUACACAUUUUUAUUUUUAAUUUAAGUAGUGAAGGCUUUGAUGUUUGAUAUAUAUAUAUAUAUAUAUUUUAUUUUUUUUCUCAAAUCUUUCUGCCAUAUUUUCUACCCAUGAAAUCUUCUAUUUGUUUGUAUGUUUUAUUUAUGGUAAGAAACCUGCAUGAAUAGGCAACUUUUGACACGCUGCAUGCUGGGAGUUGUAGUCCACAGCAGUCGUCGUGCUAGGAGGUGCCUAUCCUUGAGUGAAAGUAAGUGUAUGUAACCACUCUCACUUAAUAUUAUUAAUAUAAUGCCUGUUCUGUUCUCUGAUGUUUUUUUUGUUUGUUUUGGAUCUAUUUGUUUGUUCUUCUGAAAUAAAAUUGCCUUACGGUAGUUCAGUUUCCAAGCCAUAA
This is a messenger RNA of Pelobates fuscus (common spadefoot toad), 7253 nucleotides long. RefSeq names its product Rho guanine nucleotide exchange factor 4 (gene ARHGEF4). NCBI's taxonomy places the organism in Eukaryota, Metazoa, Chordata, Amphibia, Anura, Pelobatidae. The record is from RefSeq and is a predicted model, not a curated record. The coding region runs from base 152 to 5656 and encodes 1834 amino acids. The transcript has 14 exons. Gene Ontology annotation, biological process: intracellular signal transduction. Gene Ontology annotation, molecular function: protein binding; guanyl-nucleotide exchange factor activity.